AUGGGCAGGAAGAAGAAGUCUCGGGUAAUCGUCCAGGAGUUCGACGACUACUUCGGUACCGGCACGCUCCAGGACUGGCAGCGCCUCUGUCGGGAUGUCGGCCUCAGCGGGGACCUCCCAAGCAUCUCCCAGUGUCGGAAGGCGCUAAAGACCGUUCACGUUAACAUCCACGACCUCCUCGAGGCCGUCAAGCACGGCAAGCAGCCACAGCGGUUUCCUAAUGUCCAGAAGCUGGUGCACUACACGAUGAGGACUGGCAGAUUCUUUCCGAAGGACAAGGUUAAGGAGAUGGGGCCGGUCAAGGCGCUGAUGCGGCGGAUCCUGUGA
Thermothelomyces thermophilus ATCC 42464 is the source of this 327-nucleotide messenger RNA. RefSeq lists its product as uncharacterized. Bases 1 to 327 code for a protein of 108 amino acids. Lineage: Eukaryota; Fungi; Ascomycota; Sordariomycetes; Sordariales; Chaetomiaceae. The transcript has 2 exons. The record is from RefSeq and is a predicted model, not a curated record.